Aspergillus mulundensis is the source of this 882-nucleotide messenger RNA. RefSeq names its product alpha/beta fold hydrolase. The record is from RefSeq and is a predicted model, not a curated record. Gene Ontology annotation, molecular function: catalytic activity. Lineage: Eukaryota; Fungi; Ascomycota; Eurotiomycetes; Eurotiales; Aspergillaceae. Bases 1 to 882 code for a protein of 293 amino acids. The transcript has a single exon.
AUGUCUUCCUUGUUCCUUUCCACUGCCCCUGAUACCUCGCUGCACAUCCGCCUAACGCGGCCCAGCACCACCACCACCAAGCCUCUCAUCAUAUUCCUACACUACUGGGGCGGCUCGUCUUCAACAUGGCACAAACUGACUGCGACCGACUCCAAAACUUCACUAUCCUCCGAGUACCCUACUGCCGCCGUCGACCUUCGAGGAUGGGGCAAGUCCACAGGUCCACAAAAUGAUGACGGCAGCGCAUAUCUUGUCACUGCCAUGGCCAGCGACAUCGCUUCGGUAUUGUCCCAGCUCCAAGCGGAUGACAACAACAAGGACCUUCUAAACGACGGCUUUGUCCUAGUCGGACACUCGAUGGGCGCAAAGGUGGCGCUAGCCACACCCUCUGCAUUGCCGGACCACCUGCUCAAGCAGCUCAAGGGCUUCGUGCUCGUAGCCCCCGCGCCCCCAACGCCCCUUGUACUCCCGCCCGAAAUGAAACAGCAACAGAGGGUUGCCUAUGAGACAGAAGCCUCCGUGCGUUGGACCGUCGAGAACGUCCUCGCCAAUCGCGACCGUCUCUCGGAGGAGGAUAUCGAUGGUAUAGUCCGUGGUAGCCUGAGUGGGAAUGCUCCAGCCAAGGCCGCCUGGCCGGUGUACGGGAUGGAGCAGGACAUCAGCGACCGAGUGCCGGAGAGACUGCGAGAACAUGGUCUCCCGGUUCGCGUCCUGGUUGGGGAGCUGGACGUUGUGGAGCCCAAGGAGAGGGUGCAGACACAGGUCUGCCAUGUCCUGGAGGGUAUGGGCGCGCAUGUUUCGUUCCGCAGUGUGGAGGGCGUCAAGCAUCUGAUUCCCCUGGAAGCCCCCGGGGCGGUGCGUGAUGAGAUUCUUGCUUUUUAG